Amphimedon queenslandica is the source of this 746-nucleotide messenger RNA. RefSeq lists its product as uncharacterized. Gene Ontology annotation, molecular function: protein binding. Gene Ontology annotation, biological process: signal transduction. The record is from RefSeq and is a predicted model, not a curated record. Lineage: Eukaryota; Metazoa; Porifera; Demospongiae; Haplosclerida; Niphatidae. Bases 84 to 578 code for a protein of 164 amino acids. The transcript is spliced from 3 exons.
AAGAGUUAGUUAUUGAUCCUAAAGAACUAGCCUAUCCUGUGAAUACACCAAGAGAAAGGACAGUGUAUAGUGUAAAAGAUGUGAUGUCUGCUAUUGUCAAGAGGGAAGAGUUUUUAGUAAAUGCUACUGGUACUAGACGUACAGGAUUGAAGGAGAUCCUAGCUGAUGAAUCAUUAUCAGAUAUUAAUAACCUGUCACUAUUAGGAGGACGUGAUAUUAAGGAAGUGAUUGAAUUAGCUGAAGAAUUUAACACACCAUUGACUCCAAUAAAGCUAGAUAUAAACAAUCUCGACAUUGUCAUUAAAGUAUUAACAUCAGAUCAACACUUGCCCUGUUCUGUAUGGCGUAGACUAGGUCUACAGUUAGGAUUAUAUGAUCCUAGACUAGUGGAUAUAGACACUGACUGUAGAGGACAAUCAGAGGAAUGUUUCCAUGCUUGUAUGUCUGCCUGGUUAAGAGGAGAAGAUAAAGUGAGAGAGAAAGGAGGUCCCAGUUGGUCAUCAUUAGCUACAGCACUGGAUACAAUAGAACAGAAAUCCAUUGCUAGUUAUAUUAGAGACAAAUAUUGUAAAGCAUAGUAACUUGUGAAGUUAGUAGAUCAUUAUCUAUAGUAUAUUUCAUUUUGUUCUGUUUAUGAUUAUUUGUAUUGUGUAUCCAUUCCUUGAUGUCACUAUACAGCUUUCAAUUACAUGUAUUUCUAAUAUCUUGUACUUUUACCCAAUGGUACUCCUUUAUUGUUUUGUUUU